AUGAACUUUAGGAGGAUUUUCCUAGUCAAGUGCUUGCUGCUUUUAUUUCCCAGUGUAAAAUGCUCCAGCACCAGCUGGAUUUACAAGGCAGUGAAUGAGACAGCUCUUCUCAGCAUCACUGCUCCUGGGAGCAUCUUUGAGGCAACAUGGAGGAGAGGGGGACAAAGGCUGGUUCAGAUAAAAAAAAACAUAGCCAAGCACUUUGUGAACCAGGAGCAGUGCAGGUGUGCCAUACUGAGAAACGGGACUCUGCAAAUCCAGCGCGUGGAGAAAGAGGACAGUGGGAACUACACGGUGAUGGUUUAUGAGCAGGAUGGAAAACUCAAGGCAGAAGAAAAUGUAAUGUUCUUUGUUCAGGAACCUGUCCCUCAGCCAAUCCUCAUUGCUGAAUGCAGGAAUAAAAGUGUAUCUGUCAAGUGUGAAGCCAGACAGAAGGCCAAGAAUGAAGCAAAAUACAAGCCUGAGGCUGAAGCAUUUGUAAUAGAACUGACUCAACCCAAUGGCAAAAAAAUCCAAAAGAACGCAACAAUGCUGGAAUGGCAUGGGUGGAACUCUGGGACGUUCCGCUGUGUUGCUAAGAACCAAGUCAGCGAAAAAAUGGCUGAAAAAGUAAUUAACUGCUCAGGCAAGAUGGACUUUUAUCUCAUCUUAAGCAUAGCAGGAGGUGCAGUCUUCUUUGUCAUCUUUGUGAUUUGUCUUAUUUAUUGUAUCAGAAGGAGGAAAACAAAAAGGAAUGAAAUUUAUGAGGAGGAGCGAGCGAUGCAGACCCUGCCCGUGGACCGCGAGAGGGGCACGCGGGAGCUGCCUCAGGCUCCAUCCAAGCCCACCCCGAAGCAGCUGCGGGUGCAGCAGCGGCCGCUGCCCCCUCAGCCCCAGGAGCCGCCGCAGCCGCGGCCCCAGCCACGGCCCCGCGCCCAGCCACGGACUCCCAACCCGCCGAGACAGAGGCCCUGA
Onychostruthus taczanowskii (white-rumped snowfinch) is the source of this 954-nucleotide messenger RNA. It is a transcript of the gene CD2, whose product is annotated as CD2 molecule. Bases 1 to 954 code for a protein of 317 amino acids. NCBI's taxonomy places the organism in Eukaryota, Metazoa, Chordata, Aves, Passeriformes, Passeridae. The transcript is spliced from 5 exons. The record is from RefSeq and is a predicted model, not a curated record.